Strongylocentrotus purpuratus (purple sea urchin) is the source of this 1006-nucleotide messenger RNA. Its product is annotated as thioredoxin. The record is from RefSeq and is a predicted model, not a curated record. Bases 107 to 427 code for a protein of 106 amino acids. NCBI's taxonomy places the organism in Eukaryota, Metazoa, Echinodermata, Echinoidea, Camarodonta, Strongylocentrotidae. The transcript has 5 exons.
ACUCUCAGCUUGACGUGCCGUGCAACAUAUCGGCUCCGUAACUUCACGCUGCUGUAAUUAAUUUGACCAUUAAAUACGUAGAAUUAUAUUUAAUUCUUCUGUCAUCAUGGCUGGAUCCGUUGUCCAAAUUGCAAAUUUGGGGGAAUAUAAAGAUUUCAUCAAGGAUUCUCCCGCUGUAAUCGACUUCUACGCAACAUGGUGUGGACCAUGCAAGGUGAUCUCCCCAAAGUUUGUGGGACUCGCAACAGAAUACCCGGCUGUGAAAUUUGGUAAAGUGGAUGUUGACGACGCAUCGGAAGUAUCAGAAGAGUGUGGCAUCAGUGCGAUGCCUACAUUCCAGUUCUUUAAGAAUGGGGAGAAAGUAGCAGAAGUGAAAGGAGCAAGUGAAAAAGCACUGGUGGAUGCCCUCAAGGAAUUAAUAAAAUAGCUGAAUUCUCGGCUGUAGACUGUGCUGCAAGGUUCCCUCUUCCCGCCUCUCACCUGUACCCAUACACCACAAUUCUCCACUAUUCUCAUCGACUGGGUCGACCCUCAGUCACCCGACGGCCGGCCGUGUAAAACCACUUUGAUACGUGUGGCAGUGCCCCACCAUGACUACUGAAGCAGCAUACACGUAAACCAUUGUCAUUGCAUGACUACGGUACACAACUAAUAAACAUAACAGCAGUUUCCUUAUUUGCCAUCACUCAUCGACUGAGAUGUAGUACAUGUACGUGCACUUUGUCAACUAUCAUUAUGGUUAACGCGAUUGAACAACUUCUGAAAGGUCUGUGAUCCAAUCGUUACGUUACUUUGUACUUUCAUUUAUUUUCCUCCAAAUUCUGUAUCAUAUUUGAUAUUUCCCCCUCAUAUCUUGGACAUGCUUUUAUUGACUAGCAUUUUGUCUUCUUCAUUGUACACACACACGCGCACAAAUACGAACAAACAUGAUUUUGCAAAUAAAGAACAAGAUUAAAGUGCCUUUUAUGUUUUGAUUGCCAAAAUGGUUCGAUGUUUAUGAAUUCUA